Messenger RNA from Arxiozyma heterogenica, 2040 nucleotides. It is a transcript of the gene ISM1, whose product is annotated as isoleucine--tRNA ligase ISM1. NCBI's taxonomy places the organism in Eukaryota, Fungi, Ascomycota, Saccharomycetes, Saccharomycetales, Saccharomycetaceae. Gene Ontology annotation, biological process: isoleucyl-tRNA aminoacylation; mitochondrial translation. The record is from RefSeq and is a predicted model, not a curated record. Gene Ontology annotation, molecular function: ATP binding; aminoacyl-tRNA deacylase activity; isoleucine-tRNA ligase activity. The transcript has a single exon. Gene Ontology annotation, cellular component: mitochondrion. The coding region runs from base 1 to 2040 and encodes 679 amino acids.
AUGCUUCAUCAUUUGAAAGCAUGUCGGCACAUAUAUAGGUCUAUUAGAUGGGUUUCUACAGAUAAAAAGGCACAUUCAUUUCAGCACACUUUAAAUCUUCCUAAAACAACGUUUCCCACGAGAUCAUCCUUAGAUAAAUGCUUAAAAGAGUUAAUACCACAAUGUUCUGAUACAACGUAUAAGAAACAAUUAAAUCAAUUUAUUUCUGAAAUAGAAAAGUUAAGGGAUCCAAAAGAAAAAUUCGAAUUUUGUAAAGAUAAAUUAUUUGUCUUACAUGAUGGGCCUCCGUAUGCUAAUGGUGAUCUUCAUUUGGGUCACGCCUUAAAUAAAAUUUUAAAAGAUAUAAUAAACAGGUAUUAUCUAUUGGAAAAGUCUCAAUAUAUUUUUUAUAAACCAGGUUGGGAUUGUCAUGGUUUACCAAUUGAAUUAAAAGCAUUGGACAAACUACCUGAAAAAAUGUCCAAUUCUUUGAAAGAUCCAAUAAAAAUUAGAUCUAUAGCUGCGAAGCACGCAGAUGAUACCCGGAAAACACAAAUGGAACAAUUUAAAGAAUUUGCUAUCAUGACUGACUGGAAUGAUCCUUAUAUUACAAUGAGUAAGGAUUAUGAAAUUGAUCAAUUGUUGAUAUUUAAAACAUUUUUCAAUAAGGGAUUCAUAAAAAGACGUAAUAAACCUGUUUAUUGGGGGACUGUUACAAGAACUGCAUUGGCUGAAAGUGAAUUAGAAUACAAUGAAAAUCAUGUUUCAAAGGCAAUUUAUGUGAAAUUUCCUUUAACUAAACUUUCUACACAAACAAUUCUUAAGUCUAUAUUCGAUACACCUUCUCAAAUGUUAGAUAAAAUCAAAACAAUUAAAUGUAUGAUUUGGACUACUACACCCUGGACCUUAUUUUCUAAUAGAGCUAUAUGUUUUAAUGAAUCAUUUAAAUAUUGUUUAGUACAUGACAAUUCUGCAAAUGAUUACCUCAUUAUUGCGAAGGAUACUUUAAAUACUAUUCCUAUAGAUGAUUCAGAAUGGUCUAUUUUGGAAACAUUUGACGGGAAGCAUUUAAAUAAUUUAUAUUAUUGUAAUCCACUAUUGGAGAAUGACAAGGAAUAUCCACUAUUGCCUGGAUUACACGUCACUAAUACUACAGGUACAGGGUUAGUCCACACUGCACCAGGGCAUGGUGCAGAUGAUUAUUUAGUAGGGUUUAAGAACAAUUUAGAGAUAUUUUCUGCUGUGGAUUCAUAUGGUAAUUAUGAUUUAAAUCAGUUCCACAAUCCACAAUUAAAGCAAUUUUUAGCAGAUCCAUUGGAUACUUCAAAAGGUAGAAAUGUAUUAGAUGAAGAGACAGUUAAUGUAAUAAUAAACAGAUUAUUUGAAUUGAAGAUGUUAUUUUCGCAAUCUGAUUAUAAACACUCUUAUCCUUAUGACUGGAGAUCUAAACGUCCUGUAAUCAUUCGAUCUACCCCACAAUGGUUCAUUAAUUUGACUGAUCUUAAAGAUACUGCAUAUGAUGUUGUACAUAAAACCAAUUUCAUUCCUCAAAGAGGUAGACAUAGAUUAGAAGCAUUUAUUAAAAAUAGAAACGAGUGGUGUAUCUCAAGGCAAAGAGUCUGGGGUGUUCCAAUUCCUUAUUUUCAACAUAAAGAUGAUCCAAGUAUUGUUCUAAUGAAUGACAAAAUCAUAUCUCAUAUCAUUCAAAAGUUUAAAAUUGAAGGUAACACUAACUCUUGGUUUGUUUCAGAGGAAGGAGAAGAUAUAAAAAAAUGGUUACCGGAAGAUUAUCAACACCUAGCAUCUCAAUAUGUAAAAGGUAAAGACACUAUGGAUGUUUGGUUUGACUCGGGAACAUCCUGGUGUGUGAUUAGAAAUUUUUAUAAAAAUACUCUAAGAUUGGAUAAUAUACCUUUGCCCAUGUCAAAUAUUUAUUUAGAAGGUACUGAUCAACAUCGUGGUUGGUUUCAAAGUUCUUUAUUAACCUAUAUCGCAGCAAAUUUAGGAGAUAUGAAACCUGUAGCCCCUUUUAGGACUAUAGUUACACAUGGAUUUUUUUAG